GCUGCUCCGGACUGGUGCUCCCAGCGCAGCGCGGCCGCUUUGGGGCUGGCGGCCCCUGCCCGGCGCUGGCCAUGGGGCGAGUGGCGGCAGCUGGGGCCGUACUGGUGGCACUUGUGGUGCUGGGAGCCCCCCGGCCCGAGUGUCACUUCAUUAACGGCACGGAGAAGGUGAGGUUCGCGAUGAUCUACAACCGGGAGCAGUACGCACUCUUCGACAGCGACGUGGGGCUGUACGUGGGGGACACCCACGAUGGGGAAAAGGUGGCCCGGUACUGGAACAGCGACCCGGCUAGACUGGAGAACAAACGAACUGAGGUGGACUGGUACUGCCGACACAACUACGAGUGUCUUAUCGCGUUCAUCAUGGAGCCCCGAGGUGAGCGUGGGGCAGAGCGCGUCCCCUCGGGCCCUGUUCUGGCAAUGACCCUGGAGCCCCUCAAAACCUCCCUGGGAAUCGCCCCAGAGCCCUCAGCUUUCCUUGUGCCCAUCCCCGGGGCCGCCUGUCCCUGCCACUGA
Molecule: messenger RNA, 515 nt
Organism: Vidua chalybeata
Lineage: Eukaryota; Metazoa; Chordata; Aves; Passeriformes; Viduidae
Product: H-2 class II histocompatibility antigen, I-E beta chain-like
Biological process (GO): immune response; antigen processing and presentation
Cellular component (GO): MHC class II protein complex; membrane
Source: RefSeq, a predicted model, not a curated record